Cantharellus anzutake is the source of this 381-nucleotide messenger RNA. RefSeq lists its product as uncharacterized. The transcript is spliced from 2 exons. The coding region runs from base 1 to 381 and encodes 126 amino acids. The record is from RefSeq and is a predicted model, not a curated record. Lineage: Eukaryota; Fungi; Basidiomycota; Agaricomycetes; Cantharellales; Hydnaceae.
AUGCACUUUGGCGGCUCGUACUCUUGUUAUGUCUCUGUGUGCCCAACCCACGGAUGGUUCGAGUUUGUUGGCGAGGAGUGCUCGGAGCAGGACGUUGCUUGCUGGGAUCUGGAAUGGUGGACGAAGGAGCAUGCCCAAAAACCGCGAUACUGCAGUAUCCUCGGGGAUAUUGUGGUGGUUAACAUUGCCAUUGCCAUUUAUUGUUAUUCUACUGUAAUAAUUUUUCGCCAGGGAGGUCCUGACACGGACCUGCUCACGGACUCCUUGCCGAGUUUUUACAAGCUUAACACACCUUCGGUCACAGUGGCCCAAUGUGCCCCGCAACUGGGUUGGACCUGGGCAUCCCACACAUAUUCCAAGGACGCCGUUGAUGUCCAAUGA